AUGAGCGAUGAUGGCUGCCGUUCCGUCAUCCUGCCGCAGUGGUCCUCUGAGGGCAUCAUUGCCGCACUCAUCGACGGAGGCGCUGACAUCAACGCGACAGGCAGCGACCUCUAUGACCUCGACAAUUAUCGUGACGACGAGGACGCCAGUCCCAUCCGAGUGGCCAUCGCAUCCGGCAACGAGACGGCAUUCAACUUGCUGGUGGACGACAUCGACCUUCGCGGAGCAAUGGUGAUGUAGCUGCCCCGUCCGCUGCGUGACCCUCCUCCCGCGUAUGUGCAGCUGCUCAUGUCCAUGUAUGAGCGCCUCAUCGACCGAGACCCCACCCUCGCCGCCGAACGGGCCCCCGGUUGCAAGCUGGUGCACAACGCAGCCCGCAACGCGCAGGACCACUAUCCCCAGCCCUUCAUCGACAGCUACCUGGACCUCAUCACAGCGAACGGCGCCGACAUGACGGCAGCCUACAGCAUUAAAUGGACGCCAGCGCACUACGCGGCAGCGUAUGGCUCUCCCCAGGUGGCCGACUACCUUUGCCGCAAGCUGCCCGCUGGCCAGAUCGACGGACAGGACGGUCUCGGCGACAUGCCCCUCGCCAUAGCUGCCGAGGAGCGCCUCGGGGCCCAGGAUGAGGACGACGCCAGGGUUGACAACCUCAAGCGGAUCAUCCGUUCGCUGCUUCGGGCGGGGGCCGACAUCAAUCUUAUCGCCACAGACACAGAGGAGCGUCGCCGUCGCCGCCAGCUGGUGCUGGAGGAGUACGUGACGGUGCUGAAUAAGCUGCGGGACAACGUCAUGGCGGCCGUCAACGCGGCCCUCACCCACCACCGCUCCCUCGCGGCCCUCCUGACCCCCCGGCUGGCCGUCGGCCCGCAGGAGGCCGCCAUCUUCGGCUGGCGCAUCGCAUCAUACCUCUUCGACAUGGAUGCCGCCCAGGAGGCCAUCAGUGAGGCCAUUGGCGUGCGGCACAGCGACAUGGCCCGGCGUGUGUGUGCGGCAGCGAAGCACUUGGUCCUUUCGGCGGUGUACCAGGCCAGCAGCAACAGGGAGGUGGUCGGCGGGACGGUGCAUCAGCAGCAGCAGCAGCAGCAGCAGGGCGAUGAGGAUGAGAAUGAGCCGGGAGCGAAACGCGCCAAGGUGUCCGUGCCGCCCCUGCAGUGCUUCGCCACCGAUGCGGGUCAGGAUGGCGGGCAGCAUCGGCUGCUGGGUCUGCGUGAGGUGGUGCACAAGGCCCGGCUGGACGAGGUGGCCAAGUAUGGCCUACAGGGGGUGGAGAAGGGCUUCAACGACCACAUAGUUAACGACUGCGACUUCGAGUGGGGCCGGCUCGGUCACAUCGACAGCAGCGGGGCCAUUGUGUCCCUCGCUGAGUCAUUCCAGCCGCACGCAGCACCGGUGGCGGGGGCGGGGGCCGAUGGUGGUGGGAGUGAGGCGUCUCAGGAGGGCGAUGACGGCCGCAAUGGUGGCGAGGCGUCAGAGGGACAGAUCGGCGGCGGCGGCGACAUGCAGGAUGGCGACGGCCAGGCACCGGAGGAGUACGACAAUGACGGCGACCAGGACACCCGCAGACGCACGGGACCCCAGCCAGGAGACCCGGACGACCCGUUUGCACGUCCGUAUUGGUGGCUGACUGAGUGAGAGAGGGAGGGGCCAGCCUGUGUGUUGGUGCCUUAGGUAGGUAGGCAGCUUGCCUGCUGGUGGAAGGGGACGGGCUCAUCUGACGAGUCUGUCUGGACGAUGACUGACGAGCGACAAUGUGCACGGCCUCUCUCUCUCUCUCUGUGUGUGUGUGUGUGUGUUUGUUUGGAUGCGUGGUGACUUCCUUCUCAUCGACUCAACCCUUCACGAGUUUCUUCAUUGGCGUACUG
Vitrella brassicaformis is the source of this 1865-nucleotide messenger RNA. The record is from the annotation of a GenBank genome assembly. Lineage: Eukaryota; Vitrellaceae.